Molecule: messenger RNA, 1017 nt
Organism: Perca fluviatilis (European perch)
Lineage: Eukaryota; Metazoa; Chordata; Actinopteri; Perciformes; Percidae
Product: complement C1q tumor necrosis factor-related protein 3-like
Exons: 4
Coding region: 137-862 (241 amino acids)
Molecular function (GO): protein binding
Source: RefSeq, a predicted model, not a curated record
AUGAGGUCAUCAGCCUCCCUGACCAAACUGGUUGCCCCGUCAUUUCUUGAAAUCGAAAAACCUGACUGAAUAACAGGAAAGACUAGAUUAUAUAAAGCCACAUCCUGACGGGAAAACUAAUUCAUAAUACAACAGAAUGAAGAUCUCUGUGAGUUUUACGCUCUGGCUGCUGGUCGGCUCUGUCUACGCAAGUGAAAGUGUUGAAAGCCAGCUGACUUUUCCUCAAGACAUCUACGCUGCGCUGAGAGAGAUGACCGCCUCGUUGGUUCAACUGAAGGCGGACAUGAGAUUGUUGCAGACUCAAGAACAAGCAGCACAGCUGAAGACUGAAGUGGACAACCUGAAGACUGAAGUGGACAAGCAGAAGACUGAAGUGGACAAGCAGAAGACUGAAGUGGACUACCUGAAGACUGAAGUGGACAACCAGAAGCAACAACAGCUAGUCCGACAGGUUGCAUUCUCAGCCUCUCUGCAUGCUGGUGAAGGCAAAUUAAACCUUGGACCCUUUACCACAGACACUCUUCUGAUCUACAAAUACGUCCAGACCAACAUCGGAAAUGCCUACAACUCAAACACAGGUGUGUUCACUGCCCCGGUGAGAGGAGCGUACAACUUUGAGUGGAUGGUCGCUGCACAUGAAGAUGGCGGCCGCGGUACAGGUGCUUGGUUGGUCAAGAACUCUGAGAAUGUUCUCUUGGCAUACGAGAGUCAGGCGGCUGGUUUUGUAAGUUCUUCUAAAGGCAUUACGCUGUUGCUGGAGGUGGGAGACGUUGUGUUUGUACGUCAGGUAGCGUACAGUUUGAUGCAUGAUGAUGCAACUCACCCCACCACCUUCAGUGGUCAUCUGCUGUUCCCCAUGUAAGACAGAAACAGCAGCUCUGUUUUUGUUGUCUUAAACAAGUCUUCAUAUAUAGCACUUCAUUGAUUUGAUCUGAUUUGAUCUGCAUCCAAAUAAUAAUAAGUAAUAAUUGUCGACAGGAAUCUUUUUUUCUUCAAAUAUUAAACUGAUUAAUGUUG